Magnolia sinica is the source of this 1407-nucleotide messenger RNA. RefSeq names its product PTI1-like tyrosine-protein kinase At3g15890. The coding region runs from base 142 to 1233 and encodes 363 amino acids. The transcript has 4 exons. NCBI's taxonomy places the organism in Eukaryota, Viridiplantae, Streptophyta, Magnoliopsida, Magnoliales, Magnoliaceae. Gene Ontology annotation, biological process: protein phosphorylation. Gene Ontology annotation, molecular function: ATP binding; protein kinase activity. The record is from RefSeq and is a predicted model, not a curated record.
UGUCCGCACAUAGGACUUCUUCAAGCAUCUAGCUUUGAUAUCUCCGACCCUUAUAUCCUCUAUUCUGUAAAUAUUCUUAGGGACAUUUAUCAUCAUCACCAUCCAUUUUCAUCCGCACACACACUUGAGUUCAUACGAAAAAUGCUAGCCAAAUGUUUCUUUUGCAUCUGCGGCUCGGGGACUUCCGACGAACCCCUCAUGAGGUUUAAAGGUUAUCAAUGGGAGAUUUACACUCUCAAGGAGAUUCUUCAUGCUACGAACAACUUCCACGAUGAUAACAAGCUCGGUGAGGGCGGAUUUGGAAGCGUCUACUGGGGUCGAAAUAGUAAAGGCGAAGAGAUAGCAGUGAAACGGCUCAAGCACAUGACGGCUAAGGGUGAGAUGGAAUUCGCGGUGGAAGUGGAGAUACUAGGAAGGGUAAGACAUAAGAAUUUGUUGGGGCUGAGGGGAUUUUACGCAGGCGGAGAUGAGAGGCUCAUAGUCUACGAUUACAUGCCUAAUCACAGCUUAAUCACUCACUUACAUGGCCACCUUGCGGCUGAUGUUCUGUUGGAUUGGUCACGGAGGAUGAGAAUUGCCAUCGGAUCGGCAGAGGGACUAGCGUACUUGCACCAUGAAGCGAACCCUCACAUCAUACACAGAGAUAUAAAGGCGAGCAACGUGCUCUUGGACGCUGAUUACCAGGCGAAAGUAGCGGAUUUCGGGUUCGCGAAGCUGAUACCAGAAGGUGUAACCCAUCUCACGACGAGGGUGAAAGGGACGCUCGGAUAUCUCGCCCCGGAGUACGCCAUGUGGGGGAAGGUAUCCGAGAGCUGCGAUGUUUAUAGCUUUGGGAUCCUUUUGCUGGAGAUAAUCAGUGCUAGGAAGCCGAUAGAGAAACUCCCAGGUGGGAUUAAGCGGGACAUUGUACAGUGGGCCAAGCCGUAUAUCGAAAAAGGCGCUCUAGAUCAGAUUGUUGAUCCAAGGUUGAAAGGUAGGUUCGACCACACCCAGCUGAAGUGUGCAGUUAUAGUUGCAUUAAGGUGCACCGAUUCGAACCCGGACAGUAGGCCCACAAUGAUCGAGAUCCUAGAGUCGCUUAGGGGUGGCGGGGGGGAGAGGCGGAAGAAACAAGUGGUGCUAGUGAGGAACAUGAUCGAGGAGGAGGACGACGACGACAAUGAUGAUGAACGAUUUGGUGCAACUCCAAAUGUGAGAAUGAGGAGUUCGUGGGCUGGAUCAAGAGUGCGCUGAUACUUUUGUGGGCUUGGGCCUUGGCCUCUUAAACCUGAACGAGGACCGUGGACUCAUGUAUAUCUUUCGUUUGUGAUUUUUUGUGAAUGAUGGUGGAUGAUAAAUGUGUUCAUUUCAACGGAGAUAUAUGUGCCCCCUUGUGGCCUUGUUCAUCUCUCCCUUGCGACCAUACUC